AUGGUGCCACCUAUGGUCUCUGAUGCUGCCACUAUAUUAUCUUUGCCUCUUACUAUUUUCCCUUGUGCUGAUCGACUAAUCUGGCAUUAUCACUCAAAUGGCAAUUAUUCAGUGAAAUCAGGUUAUCAUUUUUUAUUCAACAAGAUUCACUCUAAUGUCUUACCAGCUGUACAUGGAUUCUCCAGAAAAGAAUGGACAUCUCUUUGGCAUGCGUUUCUUCCUCCAAAAAUUCGUCUAUUUAUUUGGCGCUGUCUUCACAAUGCUUUACCUGUUGGGGAAUUGUUAUUACAACGAUUCCAUAUUGAAUCCCACUGUCCUCAUUGUCAGGAAUCAGAAACUAUUAUGCAUAUGCUAUUCUCCUGCCCUUUUGCAAGACAAGUGUGGUUUCUCUCAUCUUUAUCUCAUCAUAUGACUGGCUUGCCAUUAAUUUCCUUCUCUCGGAUCUGGUUGGUCUCUACUACUCAUCUUAAUGAUCCCACUGCUGAUCCCCCGUCCUUUUCUUUAUUUUGUUUUACACUGUGGUUUAUUUGGAAGACUAGAAACGCUGCUAUUUUUCGACAAGAAAUCAUUACUGCUGAAGACACUAUGGCCUUAGCCUAUAAGGCCUGUGAUGAAUUCCUCUCCCUUUCUCAACAUUCCAAUGCCACCAGUUCCUCUUCCUCGUCUACCAUUCCUCAGCCAAGUUCUGCUAUUCUACACAGCCCAGAUGAGAUCAUAAUUAAUGUGGAUGCUGCUACAGAUCAAGCUUGUCGGUUUGGAACUGUGGCUGCUGUUGCUACUAAUCUGCAGGGCCUAGUAAUUGCUCACUUUACUGCUGUUUUUCGGUCUAUUUGGGAUCCACGAAUCUUGGAAUUCUUGGCAAUCAGGGAAGCUUUGAACUGGGCUAUUGCUUGUCACUGGCACUCCGUUUUGAUAAAAGGUGAUGCUCUACAAAUCGUCCAAUCAAUCAAUUCUCAUGACAUCCAGAUUGCUAAUGCUUGGGGGAUAUGUAGCGAUAUUUGGCAUCUCCAAUCCUCUUUUAGUUCUUGUAGCUUUGUUCAUAUUUCUAGGAAUUUCAAGACCGUACACGUGGACCACCCAGCCGGCCAACCCCAUGCUGAUUUGGUCCACAAUGUAAAUGUUAAGGCUGGCAACCUUUAA
This is a messenger RNA of Mercurialis annua (annual mercury), 1140 nucleotides long. RefSeq lists its product as uncharacterized. Gene Ontology annotation, molecular function: RNA-DNA hybrid ribonuclease activity; nucleic acid binding. The record is from RefSeq and is a predicted model, not a curated record. NCBI's taxonomy places the organism in Eukaryota, Viridiplantae, Streptophyta, Magnoliopsida, Malpighiales, Euphorbiaceae. The transcript has 3 exons. The coding region runs from base 1 to 1140 and encodes 379 amino acids.